Molecule: messenger RNA, 1584 nt
Organism: Miscanthus lutarioriparius
Lineage: Eukaryota; Viridiplantae; Streptophyta; Magnoliopsida; Poales; Poaceae
Source: the annotation of a GenBank genome assembly
AUGGAGCUAGCACCGUCGUGGGCGUCCUUCCUCGCCGUCGUAGUGGCUGGCGCCGCUCUCUUCGUCGUAACCAUUCUCCGGCUCCGCCCGCGCUCCACGCGCAAGUACAGGCUCCCACCGGGCCCCCGGCCAUGGCCGGUGAUCGGCAACCUGAACCUGAUCGGCUCGCUGCCUCACCACUCCAUCCACGAGCUCUCCAAGAGGUAUGGCCCGCUGAUGUCCCUGCAGCUCGGCUCCUUCACCGUCGUCGUCGGGUCGUCGGUCGACAUGGCUAGGUUCUUCCUCAAGACCCACGACCUGGCGUUCAUCGACCGUCCUCAGACGGCGGCCGGCAAGUACACUUCCUACAACUGUGGUAGCCUGUUCUACCAGCCCUACGGCGCGUACUGGCGUCAGGGGCGCAGGCUCUGCCAGACCGAGCUCUUCAAUGCGAGGCGGCUCAUGUCGCUCGAGCACGUCCGCAGCGAGGAGGUGCGCGCCAUGCUGAGAGAUCUGCACGCCGCGGCGUCGUCGCCGUCGGCGGUGGCCGGUUCUUCUGGUGGCCACGUGGUGGCGCUCAAGGAGCACCUCUACAUGGUGAACCUCAACGUCAUCUCGCGCAUAUUGCUAGGCAAGAAGUACAUCGUCGACGGAUCUGGCUCGCCGGCGACACCUGAGGAGUUCAGGUGGUUGAUCGACGAGCAUUUCUUUCUCAACGGCGUGCUCAACAUCGCGGACAUGAUCCCGUGGCUCAGCUGCCUGGACCCGCAGGGGUACAUCAAGAGGAUGAAGAGGUUGGCCAAGAUGUUGGACCGGUUCCUGGAGCACGUGCUGGAUGAGCACAACCAGCGACGGCGGCGAGAAGGCAAGGAUUUCGUUGCCAUGGACAUGAUGGACGUUCUUUUGGAGCUCGCUGACGACCCCAACCUCGAGGUUCCAAUCAAGCGGGAUAAUGUGAAGGCGUUCACUCUAGACUUGAUGGCCGGCGGCACCGAUACCACUUCGGUCACUGUAGAGUGGGCCAUGUCAGAGCUCCUAAGGAAUCCAGAGGUCCUUGCCAAGGCCACUGAGGAGCUAGACCGUGUCAUUGGCCGGGACCGUCUUGUGGCAGAGGGGGACAUUCCAAACCUCCCAUACAUGGAGGCCAUCGUGAAGGAGACCAUGCGCCUGCACCCAGUCGGGCCACUCCUGACUCCGCGGCUGGCUCGGGAGGACGUGUCCGUGGGCAGCUACGACAUCCCGGCAGGCACGCACGUCUUCAUCAACGCCUGGGCCAUCGGCCGCGACCCGGCGGUGUGGGAAGCUCCCAUGGAGUUCCGGCCGGAGCGCUUCGUCGGGAACAGAGUGGACGUGAAGGGGCAUCACUUCGAGCUGCUGCCGUUCGGGUCCGGCCGCCGGAUGUGCCCUGGCAUGGGCCUCGCCCUCAGGAUGGUACCUAUGAUCUUGGCCAACCUGCUGCACGCCUUCGCGUGGAGGCUCCCCGACGGUGUGGCGGCCGAGGAGCUGAGCAUGGAGGAAACAUUCGGGCUCACCGUGCCGCGCUUGGUCCCGCUCGAGGCCCUCGCUGAGCCCAAGCUCCAAGCUCGCCUAUAUGCAGGCCCGUGA